UGGGGCCAUAUAGCAAAAUUUGCAUUCAAUGAAAAGAGCAAUCGAGAUGAUGAUAAGCUUGGGCUACAAAUUGUGAAGGACCUGCAUAGAACUGGCUAUAGCAAGUUCUGUGAUAAAAAUAGGCCGGAAAAUAGAGCGGCUUUAAAAAGGGUAUUACUCGGUUAUGCACGAUGGAACAAAGCUGUUGGCUAUUGCCAAGGAUUUAAUGUCAUUGCAGCGCUAAUACUAGAUGUAUUUGAGGGAAAUGAGGAACAAGCCUUGAAGGUUAUGAUUUACCUAAUCGAUUAUGUGCUCCCUAAGAAUUAUUUCGCUAACAACUUGCGAGCACUAUCAGUCGAUAUGGCCGUAUUUAGAGAUUUACUUAGAGAAGAAGAGCCAGAUUUAUGCCAACAUUUAGAUAAAUUACAAGCAGAAGCUGCAGAAGAAGCAGGCAGCGAUUAUGAACCGCCUUUAACAAACGUAUUUACUAUGCAAUGGUUUCUAACGAUUUUUGCUACUUGCCUGCCUCGCGACACAAUUCUUAGAAUUUGGGAUUGUGUACUUCUCGAAGGAUCAACUGUCUUGGUUCGUACAUCCUUAGCGUUGUGGUCGAUACUCGGAGAACGUAUUUCCGCUGCAGAAAAUGCUCAUGAAUUUUAUAGUAUGAUGGGAUACAUUUCACAGAAAAUGUUAGAGGGCAGAAUUAUCGAUCGUGAUGCACUAAUUCAGAAAAUAUAUUCUAAUGGAUCCUUCCCUCAUCCAAUCAUCGAAGAACUGCGUGAUAAAUAUACUUACAAUAUUACGCCAUUUACGUCUUCAACUUCAGAAGUACCAUCGAAAUAUUCUACAUCAGGUAGCACCGGAAGUACUCGUGAUAGUGAUGAUGAUGACGAGAAUUACGUUGAAUGUCCACAAACUCCGCCGGCGAAGUGCUUAGGAGGAUUUUUUCCAUAUCCAGAAGAAGGUAAUUUUUAUUGUGCCUCAAUAACUGACUAUUUAGAGUAUUUAAAAUGA
Messenger RNA from Trichoplax adhaerens, 993 nucleotides. RefSeq lists its product as uncharacterized. The annotation marks the transcript as partial. Gene Ontology annotation, cellular component: endoplasmic reticulum. The record is from RefSeq and is a predicted model, not a curated record. NCBI's taxonomy places the organism in Eukaryota, Metazoa, Placozoa, Uniplacotomia, Trichoplacea, Trichoplacidae. The transcript has 5 exons.